Molecule: messenger RNA, 1539 nt
Organism: Trichoderma gamsii
Lineage: Eukaryota; Fungi; Ascomycota; Sordariomycetes; Hypocreales; Hypocreaceae
Exons: 1
Coding region: 1-1539 (512 amino acids)
Source: RefSeq, a predicted model, not a curated record
AUGGCUAACGGCAGCCUCCAACUUUUUUCCUUCUUUUCUACACUUGUCUGUUGCUUUAUUGUCUGGAGAAAUCUGGACUUGUUUCGAGAGCCGGAUUACGAUAUUCUUCCCAUCAGCGCAGCCGAUUCUCUAGGAGAAGGAUUGUCGCCAGAAGAACAAUACCUCGCACGGUUGAGCCGUGAAUUCAAGCUGACAAAUGAGACGGAAUGGCUGUCAUGGAGAUUUCGGCAUGUCAAAGAUUCUGCUGAAUGGACCACCGUGAAUAGCGUGCACAACAACUUUGGUUCUCAAGAUGCGAAAGUCGUAUUCACUGAGACCCCCAAUCCGCUGGAUGUCAGAGUUACCCACAGGAUGGAACUACCGGUUUUGGGAGAUUUAAGUUCGAAAUCUUACGACGCCUCUGAUUUGGUGUUUGGAAUAACGACGACAUAUGACAAGAUUUUGGAUCGAGAGGGAGCGUUGCUAAGAAGCUGGACUCGAUGGCUUACAAAUGGUCACAAGAAGAGCAACGGCGCGAGCCUCGUUCUUAUGCUUGACCAAGCUGAUAAGGACGAAGUGGAGGAGAUUGAGGAUCUUCUUCGAACGAAUGGCGUCGAAGCUCAAGUAUUCGCUUCAGGAGAGCCAAUGUCUCUAACGAGCCGAUAUCACGAACUUGCCCACCUCCUCAAGUCUUUUGGAGCGAUUCUCUCCAAUAGUGGCGGCGCUAUUAAGCGCUGGUAUGCGCUUAUUGAAGACGAUAUUUUCUUUCCAGAUAUUCGAUAUCUGCAGCAUCGUCUAGCUUCGUACAAAACAGACGAAGAGGUCUAUAUUGGUCUACCAAGCGAGCAGGAUGAUUGGGAGCCGACGCGAAGAAAUACGACUACGACGACGUAUGGCGGUGGUGCCGUAUUCCUCACUCAUCCUGCGCUGAACACGCUUUCAAAGCUCUCGUGUUUCGAUAUGCCUGAGCUUAGGGAUCGAUUCCAUGCGAAGCGAUGGGAUGUGCUUUUGAAAACCUGCUUCGCUUGGAAUAGCGAUGUUAGCAUGAAUGUCUUGCCUGGCUUUUAUAGUCCGGAUUUUGAAGUGACCAACCUGGAUGUUGAUGCUUAUGAGACUGGUGUGCGGCCAUUGGUUCUUCGUAAUGCGCUGGAUGGCCAUGGAAUGGACGUGAAUGUGGCGCAUUUGGUGACGAAUGCGUGUGAUGCCUGUUUCAUGCAGCGUUAUGUUUUUCACGACAACUGGGUUCUGACAGUCGGAGUGUCCAUUAACGAGCAUUUCGGUACGAUACAACACAGCUCAAAGGAUACCAAGGUGGUGGUUACAGACAGCAUGGCAACGAACCAAUCGUCGACACUGCAUGAAGUUACUAUCGACGAUGCAGGGGUAGAUAGGACAGAGCUGCUGUGGACGGGAAAUAGAAGAGUGUGGAAGUUUGCAGACUCGGUUAUGAGUGAUGAUGGGGCUGUGUGGCAGGCGUAUGUUGAUAAGGCUGUUGGCGAGCCUGGGCCUGAUAAUAUCGAUUCUGUGAUUAUACUGGUCUGGGAGAAUAUGGAGCGGUAG